Sciurus carolinensis (gray squirrel) is the source of this 1780-nucleotide messenger RNA. RefSeq names its product calponin 2 (gene Cnn2). Gene Ontology annotation, molecular function: actin binding. The transcript is spliced from 7 exons. Gene Ontology annotation, biological process: actomyosin structure organization. NCBI's taxonomy places the organism in Eukaryota, Metazoa, Chordata, Mammalia, Rodentia, Sciuridae. Bases 73 to 993 code for a protein of 306 amino acids. The record is from RefSeq and is a predicted model, not a curated record.
GGCCAAUGGGCGGCGGGGGCGGCGCCGGCCCGAGGGCCCGCUCAGUCCCGCGCGAGGGUCGGCGGCGCAGCCAUGAGCUCCGCGUUCACCGCCGGGCCCGCGUACGGGCUCUCGGCCGAGGUCCGCAGCCGGCUCCUGUCUAAGUACGACCCUCAGAAGGAGGCUGAGCUUCGCAGCUGGAUUGAGGGUCUCACGGGCCUCUCCAUCGGCCCCGACUUCCAGAAGGGUCUGAAGGAUGGGGUCAUCUUAUGCACACUCAUGAACAAGCUGCAGCCGGGCUCUGUCCCCAAGAUCAACCGCUCCAUGCAAAACUGGCACCAGCUAGAAAACCUCUCCAACUCCAUCAAGGCCAUGGUCAGCUAUGGCAUGAGCCCCGUGGACCUGUUCGAGGCCAGCGACCUGUUUGAGAGCGGGAACAUGACCCAGGUCCAGGUGUCUCUGCUGGCACUGGCGGGGAAGGCCAAGACAAAGGGGCUGCAGAGCAGCGUGGACAUCGGAGUGAGGUACGCGGAGCGGCGGCUGCGGAGCUUCGACGACGCCACCAUGAAGGCUGGCCAGUGCAUCAUCGGGCGGCAGAUGGGCACUAACAAAUGCGCCAGCCAGGCAGGCAUGACGGCGUACGGCACCAGGAGGCAUCUCUGUGACCCCAAGAACCACAUCCUGCCACCCAUGGACCACUCCACCAUCAGCCUGCAGAUGGGCACAAACAAGUGUGCCAGCCAGGUGGGCAUGACUGCUCCGGGGACCCGGAGGCACAUCUGCGACGCCAAGCUGGGGACCGACAAGUGGGACCGCUCCUCUGUGUCCCUGCAGAUGGGCUACACACAGGGCGCCAGCCAGAGCGGCCAGGUCUUCGGCCUGGGCCGCCAGAUAUACGACCCCAAGUACUGCCCACCAGGCCCUGUGGCCGAAGGUGCCUCGGUGGGCGCCAGCAGCCGCCCCGAGGCGGCCCCGGAGCGUCCCCCCUACGGCCUGGAGGAGGCUGGCUGCUGAGGCACCAGUGUGCUGGGGCCCCUGCCCGCAGCGGCCCCCCACCUGGGCUUGGGGCUCCUCCGCUUUCUUUUUCUGGGUGUUGCCAGCCGGGGUCAGGCAGCUGGGGGGCCCGGGUGGGGGCCAGGCCUCUUCGCACCCUGCCCGGUCUGUCACAGGACUGAGUUACCAGCUGGGGGAAGGCACCGUGGGUGGGGGUCCUCAGGACGUCAGGAAGCAGAUUUCCUGGUUGGCGGUGGCCUAGCUUUGUGGGGCAGAGACCGGGGCAGUGGGGAAGCCGACCCCAAAUGGCGUCCGGUUUCCUCACUCUUCCCGUCAGCUUGUGGUUUUGUACCCGCGGAACUUUCAGGCACUUUAACAAAGAAAACGUUUUUUCUUUUUCAGGAGAAGAGGGUGGGGAUGGUAGAGGGGAGUGCUCUGAAAUGGGCCUCCUGGGGGAGACCCCGGCCACAGCCCUAAAAUCUUUUAGGCACGUUGAGGGGCCACAUUUCUCUAAGACCCCCAGAACAACAGCCCUGGGUCCUCGCCAGGGGCCCAGCGGAGAAACCGAGGCCCAACAGGACAUUGGAGCUCAGUGGUUGGGGUAAAGCCAGACCCUCUCCCCAAAUCCCCCUCACCCCUGAGGCCCAGCAGGUGUUCAAGACCCCGGCCCCCCAGCUCUUGCCCUUCUGACCCCACCAGCUAGUAUCCCCCCGCCAGGUACUUCGCUCGCUGGACCCCCACCCAAGGGCCCUGGCCUGUGACAAUGUGAAUUGCCAGUGUGGACCAAAAGCAAUAAAAACCUCUGUUU